AUGGCCGCCGCACUUUGCAAUAACGCUGAGAGCUGGCACCUCGAUAUCGACCGGUACCUUAACCGCGUUAUACCCGCUUCACCAUUGCACAAGCUGCCCACGCCAGUGUCGAGGUUCCUGGGCUAUCGAAAAGUAGACGAGCAAGACGUCGGGAAUAUCUUGGGCGCAUUCUGGUCUUUAGUGGGAGCAUUCUGCGGACUAGCUGUGGUGAUAGGAGUGUUCAAUAACACCGAGAGCAUCCAACAGCAUGCGCCGCCUGCAAUGAUCGCGUCGUUUGGUGCGUCAGCUAUACUUGAGUACAAUGCAGUGCGCUCGCCUCUUGGGCAACCGCGUAAUGCCCUACUCGGCCACACCUUCUCUGCCAUCAUCGGCGUGAGCGUCUCGAAGCUCUUCCAAUACCACUCAGAGUACGAGAAGAUCAAGUGGAUAGCUGGCGCAAUAGGGUGUGCAUGUGCGUCUGCUGUGAUGCUACUAACUGGUACCGUUCACCCACCGGGCGGCGCGUCUGCUGUACUUGCGGCCACAGAGCCAGCCAUCACAGCCAUGGGCUGGUAUUUCGUGGGUCUUGUUGCAUGGGGAGCGACCUUGAUGGUCCUCAUCGGCCUUGUCAUCAACAAUAUCCAAAGACAGUUCCCUGUAUACUGGUGGACGCCGUUGGAUUUGAAAAGAGCGAGAAAACAAGACAUCGAGACUUUACCUAAUGCGAGAGGCGGACUAGAGCGGAGAAAGUCCGAGAAAGAGCAAAGGUACGAUCAACCUUUCGGGAAGAUCGAAAUAACAGGAGCUGGAGUCACCUUGCCUGAGGCCUUGAGCCUUAACAAGGACGAGGCGGAGUUACUAGAGAGGCUACGGGUGAGAUUGAGUGGGAAAGUAGACACAGAGCGGGGGACCAAAGAUCUUGACGAGAUGGAGCCGAGCAGUGGGAAGAGCAAGGUAGUUCUGCGGUUCACCGUUGUUGGCUACGAUUAA
Messenger RNA from Boeremia exigua, 969 nucleotides. RefSeq names its product HPP family-domain-containing protein. The record is from RefSeq and is a predicted model, not a curated record. The transcript has 4 exons. NCBI's taxonomy places the organism in Eukaryota, Fungi, Ascomycota, Dothideomycetes, Pleosporales, Didymellaceae. The coding region runs from base 1 to 969 and encodes 322 amino acids.